This is a messenger RNA of Populus euphratica (Euphrates poplar), 1918 nucleotides long. RefSeq names its product sigma factor E (gene SIGE). NCBI's taxonomy places the organism in Eukaryota, Viridiplantae, Streptophyta, Magnoliopsida, Malpighiales, Salicaceae. The record is from RefSeq and is a predicted model, not a curated record. The coding region runs from base 170 to 1708 and encodes 512 amino acids. Gene Ontology annotation, molecular function: DNA-binding transcription factor activity. Gene Ontology annotation, biological process: DNA-templated transcription initiation; regulation of DNA-templated transcription. The transcript is spliced from 6 exons.
UUGAGUUUGUGGAAACUUUCUGCGUGCUUGUAUUUCUAACAAGAUUUGCCUGUUACAAGAGAGCAAGAUUUUGUUCCAACUCUUACAGGCUACUGCUCUUUUCACAGAGUGUUUGUGCAGUGAGAAAGUUCUCAUACUCUUUCAAAAUCUUGUAAUAACACAACUUGGCAUGGGAGUUGUAAGUGUUUCGAGCUCAGCUUCUCGGACACCACUAGGAUUGAGCACAAAGUUUUCAACUUACGGAUCUACAGCAAAAAGGCCUUUGAUUGUAGCAUUUAAAGCCGACAAAUCCAGCAACCCAUCUUUCGUCGCACCACAUGAGCAAAUUCCAUUGCCCAUAGAAACAACGAAGGGGAAGAAGAGACUUGGAAAAAGCAAAAAAUCUUCUAAUAGAUUAAAAGCUGUCCGUACUGAAGUUUCUCCGUGUACAUUGUUAGUGGAUUACAAUGAAGCUGCUGCGAAACUUGAAAACAUAUACAAGCUUAGCCCUGGAACUGAUACCUCUGAUGUGGAAGACGCAAGUGGUGUGAUUAGGAGAGGUAGGCAAAGGAAAAGGAAAAUUAGUGAAGGUGACAAAGAAGCCGAGGAUAGAACUAGUAAAAUCAUUGUUAGGAACCGGGCAAAGAAGGCUAAACGAUUGAGCCUUGAGAAAAGGAUUUCUCUGAGGAUCAAGAAUGAAGAGAAAUUGGUGACUUCAGCUGGGAAGAGAAAAGAUCGAAAAAAUGAAAAUGAAAAGAUUGAUGAGCUUCUGAGGGAGUAUUCGGCUUCAACUGAUUUGGUCAGCUUGGACUGGAAAAAAAUGAAGAUACCUCCGGUCCUUACUUCAUCAGAGCAUGUCUGGUUAUUUAAGUUGAUGCAGCCUAUGAAAGCACUCCUUCAAGUGAAAGAGCAUCUGCAAGAAAAUCUGGGGAGAGAACCAACUGACGUUGAAUUAGCUAAAGCAACAACUAUGGAUGUGCUCCAAGUAAGAAAGCAAAUAGCAGUUGGUCGAGCUGCAAGGAACAAGCUCAUUAAGCACAAUCUUCGGCUUGUAUUGUUUGUGAUCAAAAAAUAUUUUCAAGACUUUGCAAAUGGGACAAAAUUUCAAGAUCUUUGUCAGGCGGGAGUGAAGGGACUUAUUACAGCAAUUGAUCGCUUUGAACCCAAAAGGAGAUUCCGGCUCUCCACUUAUGGGCUAUUUUGGAUUAGACAUGCCAUCAUACGAUCAAUGACACUCUCAAGCUUUACACGCGUUUCGUUUGGCCUGGAAUCGAUUAGGUCUGAAAUCCAGAAAGCAAAACUUGAAUUGUGGUUUCAACUUAAAAGACAACCAAUGGAGGAUGAGAUUAUUGAAAAAGUUCGGAUCUCCCCUGAGAGGUACCAUGAAGUGACGAGGGCCUCAAAACCUGUUUUGUCUCUCCAUUCAAGACACAAAACAACGCAGGAAGAGUUUAUUGGUGGAAUUGCUGAUGUUGAUGGAGGUGAUGACCGGAGGCAGUCAGCUCUUCUCAGGCUUGCACUUGACGAUGUGCUUGAUUCUCUAAAACCAAAGGAGAGCUUAGUGGUCCGACAGAGAUACGGGCUUGAUGGUAAAGGAGAUAGAACAUUAGGAGAGAUUGCUGGGAACUUAAAUAUCUCCAGAGAAAUGGUCAGGAAGCACGAAGUAAAAGCACUCAUGAAGCUCAAACAUCCAACUAGAGUGGAUUAUCUUCGCCGCUAUGUUGUCUGAAUUGAUCAGAAACACAAGGUUCGCAUAAACAACUCUCUCCCUCUGGAUGAUUCCUCGUCACCAAUCAUUGCUGUAUACUAAUGUUCUGUCUCAUAGGCAUAUUUAACUACAUGAGAAUAGACAAGAUAGAGUUUGAGAUUUCAGGUUACCACUUAUACGUGUAAUGUUGCCUGUGCUAUAUAAUACAGUGAUAUCUUAUACAGUUCACAA